GCGGGCCGGCCGGGCAGUCCGCGCUCGGUCCCCGUCCGACUCACAGCGCCGCCGACCGCCCGCAGGCUGUUCCGCCUCGCCUCCGCCGCCGCCGCAGCAGCCAUGAUGAUCAAAGGUACCGUGGUGGUGUACUCUAUACCGGCGUGCCCGCACUGCCGCACGGCCAAGGCCACGCUGACCCAGCGCGGCCUACAGUACGUGGACGUGGACCUGGAGCGGUUUCCCCAUCUGCGGCCCUGGCUGCGAGAGACGACCGGCAAGACCAGUGUGCCGCAGAUCUUCUUCAACAGCAGACACAUCGGCGGCAACAGCGAACUGCAGGACCUGGUGGACGACGCGAGUCAGUGGGAGCAGCUCGUCACCCUUCUGGAGCAGACCGAACUCAACCCGAGCGAUGCCGGCGCGCCGCGAAUUCCCAAACCGGAGGAGGCCGUCACCACAUCGGCACCUGCGGCCGUGCUGCCGGUCGAGUGUGAGAAGGACGAGCUGUCCCGUCUGGCCAUCGACCUGCACGACCGGUCCAACCUCAUCAUGGACCACCGCGUCGGCCUCUUCACCAAGAUCAGGGACUCCUUCUCCGGCGAGGCCUUCGUCAACUGGAUGAUCAAGGAGAAGGAGAGCGGUGAGAUAUGA
Molecule: messenger RNA, 633 nt
Organism: Amphibalanus amphitrite
Lineage: Eukaryota; Metazoa; Arthropoda; Thecostraca; Balanomorpha; Balanidae
Product: glutaredoxin-C6-like
Exons: 3
Coding region: 103-633 (176 amino acids)
Biological process (GO): cell redox homeostasis
Molecular function (GO): electron transfer activity
Source: RefSeq, a predicted model, not a curated record